AUGGCCAUGGCCUUCAAGCUCAAGACAGCUAUAAUCCUCAUCUUCUCUCUGGCCAUGAAACAGACAGAACAUUCUGCAGAAGCUUCCACGUCUGUCUUGCCUUGCCUGGAGAGAUUCCUUCCAUGCCAAUAUUACAUGCAUGAUUUGAAUCCUCCAGACUUCUGCUGCAUGCACCUGAAGGGAAUGAUGGCCUAUGAUCCUAAUUGCAUUUGCUCAGUCUUUAGAAAUGAUAAUAUCCUACGCGCAUUGAACACUACCACGUUAGAAGCUGCAAAUCUGACCGCCAAUUGUGGACUGAUCAAGCCUGACUUCAAGAUCUGUGAUGAUAAAUCGACUAGCAGUAUUACUCUUGGAGAAAACUUGAGAAAUGCUAAUGUUUUCAUCUGGGUUUCAAUUUCAUUAUUGAUAAUGGUUGGAUUAAUGUAA
This is a messenger RNA of Dendrobium catenatum, 426 nucleotides long. RefSeq lists its product as uncharacterized. The transcript is spliced from 2 exons. Bases 1 to 426 code for a protein of 141 amino acids. The record is from RefSeq and is a predicted model, not a curated record. Lineage: Eukaryota; Viridiplantae; Streptophyta; Magnoliopsida; Asparagales; Orchidaceae.